Messenger RNA from Cryphonectria parasitica EP155, 1226 nucleotides. RefSeq lists its product as uncharacterized. The record is from RefSeq and is a predicted model, not a curated record. The coding region runs from base 1 to 1086 and encodes 361 amino acids. The transcript has 3 exons. Lineage: Eukaryota; Fungi; Ascomycota; Sordariomycetes; Diaporthales; Cryphonectriaceae.
AUGUUCGACAUAUUCGCUAAGCUCUUAUCCUCGAUCGCAUCCUUCCUCUUCCCUCUUUUCGCCUCCUACAAGGCCCUCAAGACCUCAGAUCCGGCCCAACUGACGCCAUGGCUGAUGUACUGGGUCGUCCUGGCCUGCGCCCUCCUCGUUGAGAGCUGGACAGAAUGGUUUCUCGUCUGGAUACCGCUCUACCCUUACAUCAGACUCCUCUUCCUCCUCUACCUCGUCCUUCCCCAGACCCAAGGCGCCCGCAUCAUCUACACCACCUAUGUCCACCCCUACCUCGAGGACAAUGAGUCCCAGAUCGAAGACCUCAUCGCCACGACCCACGAUAAGAUGAAGGCCGCGGGCAUGGCCUACCUGAAGCGUGCCAUCGAGCUCCUGCGCACCCAGGUCCUCGGCAUGCCCCCGUCCCCCGAGUCGCAGAGCGCCUCCGAGAGCGACAUACCCGCAUCACAGCGCCCGCGCAGCUACACACAGUCGUUGCUCGAACGCUUCCAACUGCCCCAGGCCCGCUGGCCCGGCGCGACCGGGAGCGCGAGUCAGGACUUUUACAACUUUCUCACGAGCGCGGUGGCGGCGGCUUCCGGAUCCGGAUCCGGCGGCGCGACCAGGGAGGAGGCUGCCGACGGAGCCACAUCCUCGUCCGCAGACAUCUCGGGCGUUGGUGCCUUCCCCGCUGGUGAUAUGACCGCCAGCGGGACGCUGGUCCCACCCACCAUCCGCGGCAACGUAGACAAGAUGUCUUUCCUGGCUGCGCAGCGCGAGCGGCUGAACCUGGUCCUGGGGGCGUUGGACCGCGAGGCUGCGGCGCUGCAGUCCUCGAGCACGGCUGCGCAGGACGUCAGCUUGGACUCGGGUACUGACAGGCCGCCCACGUCGGCUAGCGGUAGGAGUGGGCUUAGCAAGAGCCGUAGUGAGGUGGACUUUGAGAAGAUCGAGGCCGAGAGUGGCGCAGAGGACAAUGCGCCCGAGGAGGGCGAGAGUGCGAGGCCGACGCCCGCUGCGAGUGGAAGUUCGUGGAUGCCCUGGGGCUGGGGAGCAUCAUCGUCAUCUGCCAAGGAAGACAAGAGCAAGGCUGAGUAGCAGACUUGUGUCGGUGUGAUUGGUCGGUCGGCCGAAUCGGCGUUCAUAUAGGCUUGAUCAAUAUUUGUUUUAGACGGACAUCGCACGCGCAGAGAAGAAACCUAGGGCGUAUACCUUUUGAAUGAAUGCUUUGCUACUCU